This is a messenger RNA of Centruroides sculpturatus (bark scorpion), 449 nucleotides long. RefSeq names its product glutamate-gated chloride channel-like. Lineage: Eukaryota; Metazoa; Arthropoda; Arachnida; Scorpiones; Buthidae. Gene Ontology annotation, cellular component: synapse; membrane; neuron projection. Gene Ontology annotation, biological process: nervous system process; chemical synaptic transmission; chloride transmembrane transport. The annotation marks the transcript as partial. The record is from RefSeq and is a predicted model, not a curated record. Gene Ontology annotation, molecular function: transmembrane signaling receptor activity; neurotransmitter receptor activity; chloride channel activity. The transcript is spliced from 2 exons.
AAUUCAACAACUUGUUAUGCUUUUUUUUAAAAGGAGAAUACAGUUGUUUGAAAGCAGAAUUUUACUUAAGAAGAUCUCUUGGAUAUCAUCUGGUACAGUCUUAUUUACCAACUAUAUUGAUAGUUGUUAUCUCUUGGGUAUCGUUUUGGCUCGAUGUAGAAUCUAUCCCCGCAAGAACAACACUUGGUGUAACGACUCUGUUAACAAUUUCUUCAAAAGGAGCUGGAAUUCAAGUAAACUUGCCUCCUGUCUCUUACGUUAAAGCUAUAGAUGUAUGGAUGGGUACUUGUACUACAUUCGUUUUCGCUGCUCUUCUGGAAUUUACGCUUGUAAAUUACAUGGGAAGAAAGAGAUACAAUUUUGGAAAAAGGGAUAUUUCCGUUCUCCAAUUGGAAAGUUCUUGUAAAGAUUCAGAUAAAGAAGACUCAAUGGUACAUUUAAAAAGUAGC